AUGGAGAUACAAACAACACAACACCAUGAGUUUGGGAGACACGCUGGCGGGGGUGGGUUGUCGACCGGCAAGAGUGAUCCGCCAGAAACUGAUCUGGACUAUUACUCCCAACCUGAGAAUUACACCGGCAGUACUCUCCAAACCUUGCAAAGGUUCGUCCAAGCCAAGUCGAAAGAAGAAAAGUCCGAUGGCGAUGGUGGAAAGAAAAAGAAGAGGAAGAAAGGUGAAUUUUGUUUGUUCCGUCGUUAUAGACAUCUUCUCCCAAAGGAACUGGACGAUUUAGCAGACGAAUCCUCGUCGUCAGAGGAGGAGGAAGCAAAAGACGUCUCUAAAGAGGGAGAGGGUAAAGAUGAAAAGAAGGAAGACAAGAAGGAGGAAACGAAAAAGAAAGAGGAGAAGAUGGAGUCGAAGCCCCAGAGCCGUCCCACCUCAGCCGUCUUGUCCCCUGAUCUCGUCAGUGUGACUAUCCACGAAGAACCGUCGGCCGAAAUGCUCGCAACAUCGUCUCGAGUGUCAUCUGGCAAAGGACCUUCUGUGGAUAUGUCCAGUCCUAGCGGGACCGCCAUGGACAGAGACAGCCCCGAUACCGUCAGCGUCUCCGGCGACUUUAGCCGCGUCAGCGUCGGCAAGAAGAAGAGCGCCAUACUCACUGGACAUCGUCCGUCGGCUGUUCUCAUGCGGGCCAAUGCAAACAAAAUGGCGAAGGAACUCCGAGCGAAGAUGAUGAAGGAGAAGUUUAUCAAGGCGGUGAAGUUGAUUAUGAUUCUGCGCAACAUAGCCUCCAUGGUGUCACAGAAGGCUGGCCAGGGAGGACGCCCCCAGACGUUUGCUGACAUGGCGGGCGAGAGCGACGAGAGCAACAUGAAGAACUCCGGCCUGUCCUUCGACCCUUCCUACUUCAAGGCCAAGAAGGAGAUCUCCAUCAGCAGCGAGGUGAAGCACAUCCUCAGCCUCCCGUCAGAUGAACGUUCCUCGGACCAGGUUCAGACUGCGAUGUUCGGGCUGCAGAGUUUGCGGUCCUUCGCGGAAUACCCUCUCCACAUGCAGGAGAAGCUGGCGAAGGUUGCGUGGUAUGAAGUAAUCCCACCGAAGAGAAUAAUUAUCCGUCAAGGUCACUACGCUGAAAACUUCUACUUCAUAUUAUCCGGCCAAGCCGUCGUGACAAUCCUCAUUCGGGACCCGAAGACCGGUGGUUCAGUUGUCCGCACGGCCACUAUCAUGAGGAAAGGGAUGAGCUUCGGGGAACUGGCCCUACUCCAUCGCUCGCGACGUACAGCUACUGUGACGUCACAGGACACGGUCCAGCUGCUUACCAUUGGCCGAGAAGAUUUCUUUGAGAUAUUUAUGGCAGGGUCAGGGCCCGAUGAUAUUCCCGACCAUAUCAAGUAUGUGAGUCAGUGUGAGUUCAUGAAGGACUGGCCGAUUGACAAGCUGCUGGAGAGACCGGAGAUGUGCCUCCUCCACUUCUUCAAACGGAACGUGGUCAUCGUCAAAGACAGUCGCGUGUCUGACUGGUUGUAUGUCGUCAAGUCGGGGUCUUGUCAGGUGCUGAAGAGUCUGCGAGGGGUCACCCCUCGACUCGGAAUCCCCAAGAAGGAGUUGGAGAGUAGUGAUGGGGUGAAGCUCCCCAACCUGGCCACAGGGGGACAGAAGGCAAGGGUGGACACGGGUCUCAAGAAGAGGAAAAGGGCGUUGCCGCAGCUGAUGCCGCCAGCUGACGCCCAAGAUGCUACAUCACAGGGCAACAAGGAGAACACAGCACAUCCUGGCCAGGGGAGGUUCUCCAAGUUCAAGUACAUGCAGCGACCUGACACCAAGAAGGCGCACUUUUCCGUCACAGAGAAGAGAAAACAGUAUGAGAUCCCCAAGAAGAACAUCCCCCCUCCUCCCCCACCAGUGGAGGUCAAGGACACGAACACUGGGCCAGUCUUUGUCCAGGUGGAGCAUCUCAAACCCAGAGAUUCGUUUGGUCUUACAACCAUUAAGUUUGAUGACGACAUCGAGAGGCCAUCCACAUCAGUCAGUCUGGUGAGUCGGGGCGCCGAGUGUAUCAUGCUGUCCAAGGAGUUUUUCGCCAAACACGCCAACGAGUUAGUGAGACAGACGGUUCGGCAGCAGCUGAGGCCGUACCCAGCCGAGGAGACGUUCCAGGAGAACCUGCAGACAAAAGUGGACUGGGAACUGUACAAACAUGUCAUGAUAGAAGACAUCACCUCAUCCUGGUGAAGCAUUGCCAUGGCAACACGACAUCCGUAUUGUGACGUCAUACGCGAUGACACCAGUCAGUUGUUUCUAUUUUUGAUGCUCAUCUAAUCUCAUUCAAUCAUUUUAACAAUCAUCACUAUGACGUCAUAAACUGCCAUUCUCUGUGAGUUGACAGUCAAUUAUGACGUCAUAUGCGAUGCCUGUUAUCAAAGCAGAGAAAUAUUUUGAGAAGAGCAUUUAUGUCCCGGGGGUCGUGAGAUUCAGCUGCUGAAAUUACUGCCAUACAUGCACCUUCUUUAGAUGCGUCCUCCUCCACCAGGAGAUGUCAUAGGUAGACAGACAUAAUCUGCAUGGGAUCCAGUAUUACUGGGUUGUACCUACAAUCUCUACAUUUACGAUGUAACAGCCAGUAACACGUCUUACUUCUCUGUAGAUUUUCUGUUUUUGUGUGUGAGCCAUUAGUUAGUGUUGUACAUGGGUUUUCUUUGUUUCGUUAUCUUUGUUUCAUCUUUUUUGUCAUGUUAACUGUUACCUGAGUACACAUUUACUUAGUGAUUUCAUUUUGGUUACUAUUGAUACCUUUAAUGUGAGUCUGUUUUAUGUCGAUUGAUGUUUUCUUGCCUUCUUGCGCAGUGGUUGUGUCCCGUAUGUGACAAGCUUCAUCAUAAGUGACGUCAUGUCGGGGUUUGUUUAUUUUCAUUUCUCGAUCUAUUUGUUCUGUUUGUAUGUUUAUCAUUGGUUUUGUUUUGUAGCGUCCUCACUUCUCUAUUGUCAUUAUCUACAAACGUGAAAUGAUUUAUACACGAAAUGUAACUAUAUGACAUGAUUGGUUAGUUUCAGAUUAAAGCAUCGUCAUCACCACGUUUUUAGGAACACAUCUUAUCAUAUGUGAUGCCAUGAAUGUAAUAUACAUAAACAUGUUUGUUAGAUACUGUGUGUAAGGUUCAUCUGAUCUCUGUUGAAUCAUUACAUUCGUUGUCUGUUCUGAUCUUUUAGUAUUUUUACAAUAAAAUCGAAAAUACCAAUAAAACUAUUGCCGAUAUGAA
Messenger RNA from Haliotis rubra (blacklip abalone), 3251 nucleotides. RefSeq names its product cyclic nucleotide-binding domain-containing protein 2-like. The transcript has 17 exons. NCBI's taxonomy places the organism in Eukaryota, Metazoa, Mollusca, Gastropoda, Lepetellida, Haliotidae. The record is from RefSeq and is a predicted model, not a curated record. The coding region runs from base 1 to 2226 and encodes 741 amino acids.